Papilio machaon (common yellow swallowtail) is the source of this 2294-nucleotide messenger RNA. RefSeq names its product cyclic GMP-AMP synthase. Bases 199 to 1896 code for a protein of 565 amino acids. The transcript has 6 exons. Lineage: Eukaryota; Metazoa; Arthropoda; Insecta; Lepidoptera; Papilionidae. The record is from RefSeq and is a predicted model, not a curated record.
AGAUUAAGAAUUCUCAGAAUUCUCAAAACUAGGUACUAAACUUGGCGGUUAUUCCGUUAACAUUCUGUACCCUGUGAUUGUUCUGCGCUAACAGUUAAAACUUAUGCAACAAACGUAUUGUCGCGAGCAUAUGAGCUAAUGGAUAACAUUAAUUAAUUUAUAAAAUAAAAUAAAAGUUUUACGUAAAGAUCAACAGAGAUGUCAGUUAAGAAGAAAAACUUGGAUGUUUACUUGGAAGAGGUAUUUAAGCAGUUUAUUGCCAUCAAAGAUGAUGACUUCAGCCGGGCUCAGGAGGUCUUUAAAAGUGUUUUUGAACAAAUAAAACAGAAGAUGGGUGAACAAUGCAACUUCUUUAAAAAAUACGGUAACCAGGUCAUGUAUGGUGGUAGCGUCUAUGAUGGAACUAAAGCUACUAAAAUGGAUGAGUUUGACAUGGACAUAGUGAUCCGGCUGCCUAUCAACUAUGAGGAUAUCAUUAUAGAGUGCGACCAGCCGGGCUUUGUUCGGCUAAAGAUAAUAAGCGCCUUCGACAACCUAGACAAACAGAAAGAGUGGGAGCAGUGCCACAAAGUGACCAGAGAUUGGAGGGACACUGACAAGUACCUCUUGCAGAACAAAUUCAGGAGCUGGAUGCACGGAAUAGUGCAAAAGGCUCUUAAUGAAAUGGAUGGUCGAGCGACCGUCAAUGGCACCACAUAUCUAAUGACGUAUAAGGAGUCUGGACCUGCAUAUACUCUAUACAUAAGAAAUGAAGGAAAUGAUGAGGAAUUCAAACUAGAUGUAGACUUGGUGCCCGUCAUCAGGUUCAGGCUUCCAAGAUGGCCUAAGGGCUACAGCUUUGCUGCGUUUGCAGAUGAUCGAUACAGGAGGGGACAUGUGUCUCCUCUGAAAAAUCUACCUUCUCUUCCCAUCCCUUAUAAGAAAAUGAUGGGAAGAGGACUAACAUUAGACCUCCAGAACACACACUCAUCAGACGAAACAUUGAAUUACUUCUGCCUGUCUUCUAUUUGGUUGAGAACAAUAGAGAAGGUGGGGUCCUCGUGCCGGGACUGGCUGGUGGUGCCAAAGCCCAACAAGGAGGUGAGCGGCGCCGCACGCGGCCGCUGCUGGCGCCUCUCCUUCCAGGACCACGAGCGGGACCUCAUCAAGGAGUGCCACCACCUCAAGAAGGUCCUUAGGCUGAUGAAGAAGCUACGCACCGCACUGAAGAUGAAGGCCAUCGCCAGCUACUACAUCAAGACGUUGUUCCUCUGGAAAGUGGAGAAAGAAAAUAAACAAUUCUGGCAGAAAAAUCUAAGCUUCCUCUUCACCACCAUGCUGCAAGACUUUCACGACGCUCUCAAACAGAAGAACAUACCCUACUUCUGGAAUUCGAAGAACAACCUCAUUGAGAGCUUAAAACCAGCAAACCAGAAGCUGUAUACUGAAAAGUUGAAGGUGGUUCUCGACAGCGCUGUAGCUAAUGACGUAGACAAAACAAUAUUCGCCUUGCUCGAAGCUGACGAAAUCGAACAGUUCAAAAGCUCCGAAAUGUACCAGCGUCAUAGUACAUCUCUUCCGCCCGCCGUCCAGAGCAAAACUUCUAGAAGUUCCUCCGUCACUUCUAUCACGAGUAGUCAGGAGCAAGGGAACCUGCAAAACUCUCAAACAGAUGACGGACAAACUGUCCUACUUAAAUCUAUAUUGGCCAAGCUCGAUUUACUAACCCGGAAGUUGGAACUACAAGAGGAAAGGUUGAUUAAAUUGGAGACAGCUUACGAACAGUCUAGAAAAGAUGUUCAGAACGAAAUCAAAGUAUUGGAUGAAACUCCAAUUGUGCAAGCGCCUGUUGACAUAAUGUUAAAUGGUAAUGUAGCUGCUCCGCAAAAUGAAUCUGAAACUCUUAUUUUAUUUUAGUGUAUUUAUUUUAUGGAAAUUGGUGUAUGAAUGUAAUCAUCUAGGUUUUAGAAUUAUGUGUCAGUGCCUUCUUGUAAACGUGUACAGGUGGGCAUAGUUAAUCGAAAAUUUAACUUCGUUAAUCGUUUUUUUAAAUACAUAAAAUACAGUAAAAAAUAAAAUAUAUCUAAAAUUCCGUAUCAAAAUAUAAUUAGUGGACCUCGCAUUAUUUGUGACUAUCAUGAUUGUUACGUUAUGGACAAAAAAAAUUAUUAUUUGUACAGCGUCUAUCACAAUAAAAAUCUCACACUAAUAUUGACAAAGACUUGUGAGAUCAUUUUUAUAAAUUGUAUUAUUAUAGUGCGUGAUGAUUGUAGCAUCCAUACUUUUAACAUUGAAAAUUCAAAUUCUCACAACUU